Euleptes europaea (tarantolino) is the source of this 2052-nucleotide messenger RNA. It is a transcript of the gene MTRR, whose product is annotated as 5-methyltetrahydrofolate-homocysteine methyltransferase reductase. Lineage: Eukaryota; Metazoa; Chordata; Lepidosauria; Squamata; Sphaerodactylidae. Gene Ontology annotation, cellular component: cytosol. Gene Ontology annotation, molecular function: flavin adenine dinucleotide binding; FMN binding; [methionine synthase] reductase (NADPH) activity. Bases 1 to 2052 code for a protein of 683 amino acids. The transcript is spliced from 14 exons. Gene Ontology annotation, biological process: homocysteine metabolic process. The record is from RefSeq and is a predicted model, not a curated record.
AUGUGCUGUGAAACAAACAGGAGGUUCUUGCUGCUUUACGCAUCCCAGAAGGGGCAGGCAAAAGCCAUUGCUGAAGAGAUCUGCCAGCAAGCCAAGGAACGUGGAUUCAAAGCUGAUAUUCACUGCAUCAGUGAGGCAGACAAGUAUAACUUGAAUAGUGAAAAGGACCCUGUGGUUAUCAUCACUUCCACAACAGGUGAUGGAGAACCGCCAGACACAGCAGUCAAGUUCGUUAAGGAAAUUAAUGACAAAACUCUGCCACUGAAUCACUUUUCCCAUUUACGAUAUGGAUUACUUGGUCUGGGAGACUCAGAAUACACGUUCUUCUGCAACGGGGGGAAGCUAAUAGACAAACGGUUUCAGGAACUCGGAGCGCAGCAUUUUUAUGAGACAGGGCUUGCUGACGACGCUGUCGGUUUGGAGCUGGUGGCUGAUCCGUGGAUUGCUGGACUUUGGGCUGCCCUUAGCCAAGAAUGUGUGUCAAGGAAAGAAGACCCAUGCUGCUGUGACAAGACUGCAUCUCUUGGGUCAAGCAUAGACUGCAAAAUAGAACAGUUAAAACUUGGAGAUUUGACAGUGAAAAACGGCGUUCUGUCUAAAAACGGAGGAAAGGUUAACCUAGUGCCUCCCAUUCAAGAAUCUCAGCCUUCCCUUUCCCGAUCGGUGCCUCCCCUUUCACAGUCUGCUCUUAGUGUACCUGCUUUGCCACCAGAAUAUCUUGAAGUGGAGUUUCAAGAAAGCUGCAGCCAGGAAAGUUCUCCUGUCAGCCUGCCUCUGAUUUCAGAGAGCCCUCUUUUCCAAGUUCCUGUCUCAAGAGCUGUUCAACUGACAAGACAUGAUGCAGUGAAAACCACUUUGCUGUUAGAACUUGAUAUUUCUGAGACAACUUUCAAUUACCGGCCUGGCGAUGCCUUUAAUGUCAUUUGCCCCAAUGAUGCCUGUGAGGUGGAUGAGCUGCUUCACUUUUUGGGACUGUCCGAAAAGAAAGAGCAUCUUGUUUGCUUGAGGGUUAAGCCCGGCACUAAGAAGAAAGGAGCAGAUGUGCCAUGGUAUAUACCCGGAAAAAGUUCUGUGAAUUUCAUUCUGACAUGGUGUCUGGAAAUAAGAGCACUUCCCAAAAAGGCAUUUUUACGCUCCCUAGUAGAGUAUACAGCCGAUGUUGGCACAAAAAGGAGGCUUCAAGAGCUGUGCAGCAAACAGGGGGCCGCUGACUACAACACCUUUGUCAGAGACACUGGCGCCUGCCUGCUGGAUCUGCUGGGCGCUUUCCCGGCCUGCAGGCCCCCGCUCAGCCUGCUGAUUGAGCACCUUCCCAAAUUGCAAGCCAGACCCUACUCUGCUGCAAGCUCCAGUUUGUUUCAGCCUGGAAAGAUGAGCUUCAUCUUUAAUGUUCUGGAGUUUCCAUCCCAUCUAGGUGAACGGCGAAGAGGCGUUUGUACUGGCUGGCUGGCUGGGCAGGUUGCCCCGCUGCUUCAGCCAAGUAUGAAGAGCCAGAAGCCCUUCAGCCCAAAGAUCUCCAUAUCUUCUCGGCUGGUCAAUGCUUUCCAUUUGCCGGAUGAUCCCUCGGUUCCUUUUUUAAUGGUGGGCCCUGGAACCGGGAUCGCUCCAUUCGUGGGCUUCCUACAACAUCGAGAGAAGCUUCAAGAAGACCACAAAGAAUGGACUUUUGGAGAGACGUGGCUGUUUUAUGGCUGCCGCUCAAAGGCCAAAGAUUACUUGUUCCAAGGUGAGCUCCAGCGCUUUGUUGAGAAUGGCACUUUGACUCACCUGAAGGUUUCUUUCUCAAGAGACCCUCCAGCUACGGCACAGCCAGUGGCUCCGAAAUACGUACAAGAUCAUCUUCGGCUUUGUUCUAAAGAUGUUACCAGGAUUCUGCUGGAGCAGCGAGGAUAUUUAUACGUGUGUGGGGAUGCUAAGAAUAUGGCUAAAGAUGUGAACGAUACGCUAGUGGAUAUCUUAAUCGCUGAGAGAGGAGGUGAUAAACUGGGGGCGCUGAAAACACUGGCUACAUUAAGAGACGAGAAAAGAUACCGUCAGGAUAUCUGGGCCUAA